Molecule: messenger RNA, 3300 nt
Organism: Fundulus heteroclitus (mummichog)
Lineage: Eukaryota; Metazoa; Chordata; Actinopteri; Cyprinodontiformes; Fundulidae
Gene: lingo1b
Product: leucine rich repeat and Ig domain containing 1b
Exons: 2
Coding region: 288-2159 (623 amino acids)
Cellular component (GO): extracellular matrix
Molecular function (GO): protein binding
Source: RefSeq, a predicted model, not a curated record
CUCUCUUUUCUCUGCUAGGUGCAGCAUGUAUGUGAGCGUGUGUGAGCCAGCAGAGCCGCCUGUGUGUUUACAUGUCAGCCUAUCAGUGCUGCCGGAUUUAGCGCAUCUGGAGAGGACGAAGGCAUUUCUCAAAUGCCCCUUAGACGAGGGAUUCUCAUCUCUGCGUAUACUUCUGCUACCCGUCUUAAUCUAGCACGUCCCGAAUCCUUGCAUCCCCGACACCAUGCUUUUGGAGGCAUUUUGAAUUUCCUUGGCAACAUGGAGCUGCCUGAAUUAGAAUUCUCUGCAUGACAGUCCUGGUAAGCAGUAGGAUGGUGUCUGGAGAGGCAGGAGGGCACAGCUACUUGGUGGCAUGCUGGCAGCCCAUCCUGAUCCUGAUGCUGGGCACCGUCCUUUCAGGCUCCACCACUGGCUGCCCUUCAAAAUGUGACUGCAAUGGCCAGGAGCGUUCGGUUGUCUGUCAUCGAAGAAGGUUGGCAGGUCUUCCAGAGGGCAUCCCCACUGAAACAAGACUACUAGACCUCAGCAAAAACCGCCUGAAGACUGUGGGGCCUGAGGAGUUUAUCAAUUACCCUCUGCUGGAGGAGCUGCAGCUGAACGAAAACACUAUUUCAUCCAUUGAACCCGGGGCUUUUAGUAACCUAUUGAACCUUCGAACUUUAGGCUUGCGUAACAAUGAGCUAAAGCUCAUUCAGUUAGGGGUUUUCACAGGCCUGACCAACCUCACACAGUUGGAUAUAAGUGAGAACAAAAUUGUGAUUUUGCUCGAUUAUAUGUUCCAAGAGCUGUACAACCUGAGAGCUUUGGAAGUUGGAGACAACGACCUAGUCUUUAUUUCACCCCGAUCAUUUCAUGGUCUCAGCAAUCUUGAAAGCCUCACCAUUGAAGGGUAUAAACUGGGCUCAGUUCCAACUGAUGCCCUUAGCCAUGUUCACAACCUGCUAUCACUUCGAUUACGCUUUCUGAACAUCACUGACAUAAGGGACUUCUCUUUUAAAAGGCUGUAUCGACUAAGAGUACUGGAGAUUUCCCAUAUGCCUGCCUUGAAUACCAUGGCCUCACAAAGCUUGUACGGACUUAACCUCACAUCAUUGUCUAUCACAAGCUGUAAUCUUUCUGCCAUCCCCUAUGAAGCCAUGAGUCAUCUCAGAUAUCUACGAUUUUUGAAUCUAUCUUUCAAUCCUAUUCAUUCUGUCGAGGGGAACCGACUCUUCAGCCUACAAAAGCUCCAGGCAUUUCACUUGGCUGGUGGACAACUGGUGGCCAUUGAGCCUUACUCUUUCCGUGGACUCAACCAUCUUCGUAUUCUUAAUGUUUCAAGAAAUAGUUUGAGCACCCUCGAAGAGUCUGUUUUUCACUCAGUGGGAAACCUGGAGACUCUGGCUUUGUAUGAAAACCCUUUGGCUUGUGACUGCCGCUUGCUUUGGGUCUUCCGCCGGAGGUGGAGGCUUAACUUCAACAAACAACAGCCCAUUUGUGCUUCGCCUGAGAUUGUACAAGGAAAAGAGUUCAAAGAUUUCCCAGACGUACUGCCUCCUGACUACUUUAUCUGCCAGAAAUCAAAGAUUGUGGAUUACAAGGUUCUGGAAAGCCAUGUGGAUGAAGGAACUACUGUUCAUUUCACUUGUAAGGCUGAGGGUGAUCCAGCUCCAGUGAUAAUGUGGCUAUCCCCCAAAAAGGAGUACAUUACUACAAAGACUAUGGGGUCAAGACUUUCUGUAUCCUGGGAGGGUACACUGGAGGUGCGCUAUGCUCAAAUUCAGGACAAUGGCACCUACGUGUGCAUUGCCAGUAAUGCUGCUGGCAAUGACACCAAAGCUGCUCACCUUUUUGUACACAGCUACUCUCCGAAUUGGCCCCACCAGCCCAAUAAGACAUUUGCUUUUAUUUCUAACCAGCCAAGCGAUGAAGGCGCUAAUGUGACCAGAGCAACAGUUCCAUUUCCAUUUGAUGUAAAGACGCUUAUAGUGGCAACUACAAUGGGAUUCAUCUCAUUCCUUGGAGUGGUUCUCUUUUGUCUUGUAAUUUUAUUCCUCUGGAGUAGGGGAAAGGACAGCACCAAGUCAACCAUUGAAGUUGAAUAUGUGCCACGCAAAGAGGAAACAGAGGAGGCCAGUCCAACUGACGCACCUGUACAAUUCAACAUGAAAAUCAUGUGAACUCUGAUAGGAGGUCAUGUAAGCUUACAAACUGCAGUCAGGAUGCAUACUGUUCUUGUCUAAAAUAUGUAAUCAGUUUGUGAGCGAUAGCACAGCAGCAAAUGCAUCUAGAUACUAUACAUUUGACAUUUUUUUUACUUCAGGGACUGAAAAUUUAAAAGUAAAUGUUGAACAUUGGUUCAGAUUUCUGUACAUGUAUGUACUGUACAGUAUGUUAACAUGCACUUAAUUACAUGAUUUCUGCGUGGAACCAAAUAAGGAUUACAUAUGAGUAAAGCACAGUUUCAGUCUAUGACAAGCAGGUUACUACAGAGAAGAAGUUGACAGUUAUUUUAGGGAGUCUUUCUUUUGACAAAAAGAAGCAAAAUAAUGAUGGGAUAUUUUUCUGUUGGCCAUUUUUCCCUUUGAUAGUUCUUAAAAGCACAUACACCUGUUAUAUGAGCCCAUACUUUCUUGCCUGAAAUGCUGAGAUCAAAACAAUUUUCUUCUACUUCUGUUUAUUUUUCAGUCAGGGGAAAGUACAGCAAAAGUGCUGUCCUUUUAGGUUGUCAUAUUUCACAAAUGAUACAUGCACUUUUGAGAAAUAGACCCUGGAAUUACAGAAAAUACAAAAGAAGUAACGAAUAAUAAAGUAGUUGUGGUUUCAAAUGGUGUAAUAUCAUAUAAUGAACAAUUGUUGGAUUACAGACAGAGACAUCUGUCAACAGUGGCCUUUUUGAUAUUUCCCAAAAUCUUUCAAUGAAAAUUUAUCAGAUCUCUAUUAAAAGGGGAAUCAUUUGGCUUACCUGAGGAUGUUAAAAUGUCAAAGCGAGCAUGUUACCACACUGGAUAAGAAAAAAAGCCGGUUCCUACUCCUCUCUGCCAGCAAAGGAAGAUUGUCAUUAAAUGUAUUUCAAUGUUGUGAUAUACAUAUUUUUUCUGUAUUUUAUUCUUCCGUGUACAUUACGCUAUUGCAUAAUAAUAAUGCUUUUGAUAGCUGUGGGUUUUGAGCAUACUGCGAUCCAAAGAGCAGAUUAAAUAUUCAGUAAACAUGUUUUUGAUGUACUUAACUGAAACAGUGUUACUGCUUUUAGCACAUAACCACACCCUUGAAAAUAUUCUAAGUAAAAAUCUUUAAAAUACAACAAUGUUGAUUUGUUUA